AUGGUCUAUAAUGUUUUAGGGGAUUACAGCAAACUCGCUGUAGAAGUUAAAAAAGAUAAUCAAUAUUAUAUUGGUAUCGAUAUUGGUGGCACCAAUACAAGAGUAGUUUAUGCUACUGCCAAAGGUGAUUAUUAUACCAUCAAGGAAUUUUUAUGCAGCAGUGUUAAAGUUCUUCUUGAAGAAUUAUUCAUUAUUCAAGAUACCCUUUUAACUGAAUUUGUAGAACCAACCUUUACUACUAUUGAUCUUGCCGGUCCACAUCUUUCAAAAAAUAAAUACAAAUUUACCAAUUAUGUCGAAUCAGAUAAUAUCCUUUUAACUGAAUAUUUACCAAAGAAACUUUGUCCAGAAGGUCGUUACGCAAUUUUAAAUGAUCUCGAAAGUGGUUCCUAUGGUAUUAUUCCAUAUAUUAUUUCUGGUAAAUCAGAAGAAAUCUUUUUAAAUUUAAUUACUCCAGAAGAAGCUAAAGAAAUCCCAACAAAUGGUGUUUUUGUUGUUUUAGCUGCUGGUACAGGUUUGGGUGUUGGUUUAAUCCAUAAAUAUGGUGAAGAAUAUAGAGUUAUCCCAUCAGAAUUUGGUCAUAUUAGUAUUUGCUCAGAUGACGGUGAUUGUGAACAAGAACUUUUUGCCAAAUUAUCAGAAAAUAUUAAAAAUACUGAACCAUCAAGAAAAAAUUAUUGUUUAGAAUAUGAAGAUAUUGUUAGUGGUCGUGGUAUUCAAGCUUUAUAUAUGAUCAAUAAGAAUCAAAAUGAACCAGCUAGAGACAAUGCUGAAAUUGCCACUCAAGCUACAAAUGCCCCAGCAAAUUUAGAUUGCACCUGUGUUAAAACUAUGAAAAUCCAUUAUAAAUAUCUUUUAAGAUGUGCCAGAGAAAUUAGUGUUGGUACAUUUGCCACCGGUGUUUAUUUAAUUGGUGACAAUAUUGUUAGAAAUAAAAACUUUGUUGAUUCAGUUAAAAAUCAAUUAGAGUUUGAAUUUAAAGAUCAUCCAAAGAUUGAAUGGCUUCGUCAUAUUCCAGUAUUUGGUCAAUCUGCUCUCAAAAAUUUAAAUUUAAUUGGUACAGUUUAUUAUGGUAUUAAUGCUGCCAAGAAGUUACCAUCUUUAUAACCAACCAAAUAAAAUAAUUAUAAUAAAAUAGUAACCUUUCAAUUUACAGAU
Messenger RNA from Dictyostelium purpureum, 1158 nucleotides. RefSeq lists its product as uncharacterized. Lineage: Eukaryota; Evosea; Eumycetozoa; Dictyosteliales; Dictyosteliaceae. The record is from RefSeq and is a predicted model, not a curated record. Gene Ontology annotation, molecular function: glucokinase activity; D-glucose binding; ATP binding. Gene Ontology annotation, biological process: glycolytic process; glucose 6-phosphate metabolic process. Bases 1 to 1107 code for a protein of 368 amino acids. The transcript has 6 exons.